CAAAUUGGAAGGAAACAGAGAAAGAAAGAAAGAGACUUGUCUGAUCAGUGAUUAGGAAAUUGGACGGUCCAGAUCUGCCUGAAGGUUUGCCGGAGAAAGGAGUUUCCCGGCGAACCGCGAAGAGAGAUGUGCAACCACGGGAAGCGAGAGGAGUCGGAGACGACGACGAAGCAACAGAAGGUGAAGAGUGUUAAGAAGAAGAUGACGUUGAUGAAGUUCCAGGACCUUCCGCAGUACAUGAAGGACAACGAGUUCAUAUUGGACUAUUACAGGUGCGAGUGGCCAUUGAACGACGUCGUCUUCAGCGUCUUCGCCUGGCACAACGAAACCCUCAACAUCUGGACGCAUUUGGUGGGGUUCUUGAUAUUCGUGGGACUAACGGUGAUGAGCUUGAGGGACGACACGGAGCUCGGAGGUCUGCUCGGCAAUUUCUCCAGGGCUUCGGUUUCUGGACCGUUGAUGAUGAUGACCAUGAUGAAGAUGACGGACCUUAACGUCUCCUCUACUCAGAACGUACAAUUUCCUCCUCCGGAUUCACAUUUGAGGCAAAUUUCACAGGCAUCAUCAAUAAUUCAUGCAAACAAGGAAGAUGGUUAUGAUGCUAUUCCAAGAUGGCCUUGGUUUGUGUUCUUAAGUGGGGCUAUGGGGUGCUUAGUUUGCAGCUCCCUCUCCCACCUCCUUGCUUGUCACUCCAAACGCUUCCAUUUUUUCUUCUGGCGCCUAGACUAUGCCGGGAUUUCGCUUAUGAUAGUCUGUUCCUUCUUUGCUCCCAUUUACUAUUGCUUCUCCUGCAAUCCACACUCUCGGUUUUUCUAUCUUUCUUCAAUAUCUGUGCUUGGAAUCCUUGCCAUCAUUACCCUUCUUUCGCCUAGUCUCUCUGCACCCCGUUUCCGGUCAUUCAGGGCUACCCUUUUUCUCUCCAUGGGCUUCUCCGGGGUGAUUCCGGUAGUUCAUGCCCUAGUUCUCUACGGGGGCAAUCAACAUAUAUUUGUUGCUUUGGGAUAUGAGCUUGCUAUGGCUAUUUUUUAUGCUUCAGGAGCUGCAUUCUACGUUAGUCGGAUACCAGAACGCUGGAAGCCUGGUAAAUUUGAUCUUGCAGGGCACAGCCAUCAGAUCUUCCAUGUCUUUGUUGUCCUCGGCGCACUUACACACAGCGCUGCCACACUGGUUGUUAUGGAUUUUCGCCGGGGAUCACCAACCUGUGGAUAUUAGGCGCAUUCCGGUCACACGUUUAGCAGUGUUAGCAUAGGCAUCACACUGGUGAGGGUUUCAAUCAUUCUGACACCAGGUUUUUGUAUUGUCUUGUUGUUCAGCUUGUGUUGUAAAACUCUGCCUAAAACGAAAGCUUGUCUUCGUAUGUGUACCGAAAAUGUUGUAUUUGUAGACUUCUAUCAGUUACACCAUAAUUGAUUCUA
Prunus mume (Japanese apricot) is the source of this 1415-nucleotide messenger RNA. Its product is annotated as heptahelical transmembrane protein 2-like. Gene Ontology annotation, molecular function: signaling receptor activity. The record is from RefSeq and is a predicted model, not a curated record. Gene Ontology annotation, cellular component: membrane. Gene Ontology annotation, biological process: response to hormone. Lineage: Eukaryota; Viridiplantae; Streptophyta; Magnoliopsida; Rosales; Rosaceae.